GAAGUGUUUAACUAUGGAUAUAGAAUCUUCAACUUACUGCCCAGGAAGUGCACCUCCAUCACGGCAUAUAAUCCUUUAUAUACAACACAAGGUGGUUCUUCGCAAUCCUGAAUAUUCACAUCCAGUGGAAACGGCUUGUUUUUGCCUGAAAGAAAAACAACAGCAUUCAAAUUUAAAUUAGCCGGCGAUUGGUUCGUUAUCGAUCUCGAUUGGCGCCAUCGAUGUCAUCGGAAUAAUACCAUCUCUAGCUAAGGUAGUUCAAAAAAGGUAAACAAAAGAUAUAUCAAGCUUAACUUAGCCAAAAAAUAUAGUAAUGGACACUGUGGAAGUAGAUGUGAAGCGUCUCCUGCUGCUAAAGUUUGCUGGUCUGACGGCGGAACUCAAUCCAAGUGGUUAUUGCAUCAUAAGAGGAGUUCUAUGCAGUGAUGGAGUGUGGCGUAGCCUCAAGCUUUACUUACCCCACUACCCAGCUCUUCAUGGUUUGCAGCUGUAUGUGCAGGAAGGCUUGGUGUAUAAGUUGUAUACAUCGGAUAACCUUAAGCUACAGGAUGACUGGCUUCUGGAGGACUUGCUGGACAAUCUGGGAAAGAUUCUUCCUGCCAAGAAAGUCCCAACAACGUCAAAGGAAUUACAGCAGCAGGGGGACGUCUAUUCCGAUAUCCUAGAACUGUGCAAAUCCAAGGAGUACUGCAUGCAAAUUGAUGAGGACUGCACAAUCCUUCGUAUCUGCGAAUUCUGCGACUUUGAGCAGCAUUACUUGGAGCUGGCGGUUCCCUCCCUACGCCUGAAAGAUCACAGCCUUCCAGAAUGCAUACCAUUGGGUGAAAUACUGACCAAGAGUGCGGGAACACUAGAGCAGGUCCUAGUCCUUUUCCGCAAACUCCUGGAGGAACUGCGUCCCUUCUACGACAACUUCAUGGACAUCGACGAGCUAUGUCAUGUGCUCCAGCCGUCGCCCAUCACCACCAAGCACAACACACGCGUUUUUCCUCUCAAGGAUCGCGUCUAUUUGAAGUUGACCAUCACUGAUCCCUUUGCCUGCAUCGCAUCCAUGGCUCUGAAAAUCAUAGGGCCCACGAAUGAGGUGUCCGAACUGCGUUACGUACUCAGCGAUGGCCUAGGCAACUGGGACUCCGAGCUGGACAUCCACAAGAACCUGCUGCGAAUGUUCGACUUGUGCUACUUCCCCAUGCCCGACUGUUCUGAUGGCCCCAAGCAGGAUGAGGAGGAUAACGAGGAGUUGCGCUGUAACAUUUGCUUUGCCUAUCGCCUGGAUAAUGGCGAUGUGCCCCUCGUGUCCUGUGACAAUCCCAAAUGUGUUCUCAAGUGUCAUGCCGCCUGUUUGGAAGAGUGGUUUCAGACGCUGAUGGAGGGCAAGACCUUCCUGGAGGUCUCCUUUGGCUUGUGUCCCUUCUGUAAGGCGAAAUUGUCCACCUCCUUUGCGGCUCUUCUUAAUGAUUGAAAAUAAUAUAGCGAUCCCAUUUAAAUAAUAAAAGCCACUGUUUAAGAG
Drosophila subpulchrella is the source of this 1510-nucleotide messenger RNA. RefSeq lists its product as uncharacterized. The record is from RefSeq and is a predicted model, not a curated record. The transcript is spliced from 4 exons. Gene Ontology annotation, molecular function: ubiquitin protein ligase activity. Gene Ontology annotation, biological process: interstrand cross-link repair; protein monoubiquitination. Gene Ontology annotation, cellular component: nucleus; Fanconi anaemia nuclear complex. Lineage: Eukaryota; Metazoa; Arthropoda; Insecta; Diptera; Drosophilidae. Bases 314 to 1462 code for a protein of 382 amino acids.